UCCAACACUGAUCACACAAGACUCAACACUCAACAUUGACUGAAGAUGCUGUGUUCCCGAGGAUUCCAGUCUUCCCUCAGCCCAUUGAUGGACUUCUACUGGCCUGUGCGCAGUCUAUGGCCAGAGGUCCGACCUCUUCUCAGCCAGCGGGAUCUACUGCAGAGAAACCUGCUAGAAGUCAAGAGCAGUCUGGAUCUGAUGGCACAUCUCCAGCAGCACAUCUUUGAAGAGUUGGACAAUGUCCCAUCCUCUUUGACCAUCCAACCAGUCUCCUACAAGCUGGAUAAAGAUGGAGAGGGCUUUGCCCUGACACUGGACACUAAAGACUUUUCCCCAGAGGAGCUGUCUGUCAAGCAGGUGGGCAGGAAGCUGAAAGUCAGUGGGAAGACAGAGAAGAAGCUGGAUGAUGGGGAAGGCUCCUACUCUUACAGAUGCCAAGAGUUCAGACAAGAGUUUGAUCUGCCUGAAAAGGUGAAUCCUGAGACAGUCACCUGCUCCCUGGCUCAUGACGGGAAACUCCACAUUCAGGCAUCAAAGAAUCCAUUAUCUGGUGAGGAGGAGGUGGCAGAGAGAGUGGUUGCCCAUCAACUGUAG
Messenger RNA from Oncorhynchus nerka (sockeye salmon), 594 nucleotides. RefSeq names its product heat shock protein 30-like. The transcript has a single exon. Gene Ontology annotation, biological process: protein refolding; response to heat. The coding region runs from base 46 to 594 and encodes 182 amino acids. The record is from RefSeq and is a predicted model, not a curated record. Gene Ontology annotation, cellular component: nucleus; cytoplasm. Lineage: Eukaryota; Metazoa; Chordata; Actinopteri; Salmoniformes; Salmonidae.